AUGGAUCAAGUAUUCACCUAUGAAUCAUUUGUUCAUGCUACAGCAGGUAGUAUUGGUGGACAAGCUGCCAUGUCUGCCUUCUAUCCUUUCGAAACGAUCAGAACUCAAAUCCAAGCCAACGAGCAUCUCAAAUCAAAGACAACUCUUGAAGUUGUGAAAAUUCUUGUUGAAGAAGAUGGAGUUGGAAGUUUGUACAAGGGAAUUCGUCCUGUGCUCAUCAGUUUAUUGGCUAGUAACUUUAUUUACUUUUACACAAACAACAUGUUUAAAGUCAUUUACAAGAAGCGAACAGGAAAGGGCAUUGGAGUAUUGCCAAAUUUAUUGAUUGCAUUUGCUGCUGGUGUUGUGAACGUUGUGACAACUUGUCCAUUUAUUAUUCUUGUGACCAAUCCAAUGAUCAAUUAUACUGUUUUUGAUCAAACCAAAAAGUAUUUCCUCAGAUGGAUGAAACAAAAGAAUUUGACACCAACUCAAUCCUUCUUACUUGGAUUGCUUGCCAAAUUUGUUGCCACUAUUUUAACUUAUCCUCUUCAAGUAGCUCAAACCAAAUUGAGAACUUCUAAGAAGACCAUGACUGAAGAAGAAACAAAGAAAACAGGUAUUAAAAAGUAUGAAAAUACAUUGGACUGUCUGAUCAAAAUGUUCCAAGAAGAAGGAAUUUAUGGAUGGUAUAGAGGUGUGGGAAAUAAGCUUGUUCAAACACUUUUAAUGUCUGCAUUCCAUCUCACUAUCUACGACAAGAUUGUCACAGAAGUUGAGAAGGUCAUGGGUGGUAAGGUUAAGAGCCAUCAUUAA
Naegleria lovaniensis is the source of this 795-nucleotide messenger RNA. RefSeq lists its product as uncharacterized. Gene Ontology annotation, cellular component: peroxisomal membrane. The coding region runs from base 1 to 795 and encodes 264 amino acids. Lineage: Eukaryota; Heterolobosea; Eutetramitea; Acrasida; Naegleriidae. Gene Ontology annotation, molecular function: NAD transmembrane transporter activity; ADP transmembrane transporter activity; coenzyme A transmembrane transporter activity. The record is from RefSeq and is a predicted model, not a curated record. The transcript has 7 exons.